This is a messenger RNA of Plenodomus lingam JN3, 597 nucleotides long. Lineage: Eukaryota; Fungi; Ascomycota; Dothideomycetes; Pleosporales; Leptosphaeriaceae. The record is from RefSeq and is a predicted model, not a curated record.
AUGGUCCCCGAGGCAGAUCCUUCUGUACUAAAUCACAUUCCUGCGGCGGAACUAGCACAGAAGGCUGGGGUUGCAGAAGUUGUUGGUCGAGUGGUGUUGGAAAUUGCCGACAAAUCCAUUAGCACUCUUGGUGCUCACGACGAAGACCAGCGACUAGAAGAACAGCUCAUCGACGAUGUGCUUGUUGCGUUCCAGAUCAGAAUCAUCAUCGAUGAUUUGGCAGAUGUUAUCACUUUCGUCGAUCUGCACGCCAUGCAACCAUCAACCAGGAAUUUACUUCCCCGCUCGACGACCAUUCUGCGCAAUCGACGCGAAAACGUGCAAGAGAAUACCAUUGAAUUUGUGUGUGACGAAGACGGACGAUACGGCGGCAAUGAUUCCGAAAAAACUGUCCAAUACACAACAGCUGCGCUUCAUCUUUGGUGGACACGGGAAGUUGUCGAGCCAGCCACGCAGGUUAUCAAUUGCGGCGAGCAUGGCCACUUACCAAGGGAUGCUUCAUCAUCCCACUGCGUACCCCGACGUUCCAUUUUCGUAGCUGACGGCCCGACUCGAAUACCCUUCACGAUCUUGUUGGUAGCUGGUAUCGUCGAGUAA